UUCUCUCGCGAUUCAUCUGCAGUUCUUCCGCUCUUUCUCUCUUUAUGCGAGUUCUUGAACGGCGACGAGGGUUCUGAGCUCCACGAUCCCAUCCUCCACCUUUCUCUCACCCUCUGUCUCCGUCAUUCCUCUCGAAUCGAAUCGAAGCCGUGGACAAACUCUCGUGGUCUCGCUUUGUCCAUCUCUGCUCUUCUAGUAAGAACAUGGGCUGGAUUGUGGUUUCCGUUCGUCCUGGAGUGAUUUCCCUGGAGAUGGUUCCGUCUGUCAUGCGGAAGGGCUCAUAAAGACGACCAAUUUGAGCCAUAUUUGCUUUUUUGUGAAGCUAUUCAAGCAAUGGCUCAUUUGGAGGAUCAAAGUAAUGAUGAUAUUCAAUUUCAUUGGGGGAAAAAAAGAGGAAUUGGUGGUACAAAAAAGGAUUGUCAAUUCUAUGAGUCAUUCACAUUUGAUAAUGUGAACUACUCAUUAUAUGAUUGUGUUUACCUUUUUAAGCACGGUGAGCCCAAGCCUUAUAUUGGAAAGAUAUUGAAGAUAUGGGAACAACCGGGCCAUAAGAGAGUAAAAAUUUUAUGGUUUUUCUGCCCAAAUGAAAUUCAAAAUUAUUUGGGAGAUCAUGCACCAUUGGAGAAGGAGAUCUUUUUGGCUUCUGGUGAAGGUGUUGGUCUUUCCAAUGUCAAUACACUGGAAGCUAUAGCUGGCAAAUGUUGUGUAAUCUGCACUUCAAAGGACGAGAGGAAUCGACAACCUUCCAGCGAAGAAUUGGCUAUGGCUGAUUACAUCUUUUAUCGCACAUUUGAUGUUGGAAGCUAUGAAAUAUCUGAAAAGAUAGCAGAUAGAAUAGCUGGUGUUGAAGUUAAGUAUCUUUUAAACUGGAAAGAGGAUCAGAAGCCAAAGUUUGAAGCAAAUUCUAGCGGAGAUCAGAAGUCGGAAGAUAAACCUUCGAGGAAAAUGACAUUGACUGAUGACCCAGCAAAACCCCUGGAUAAGGUGUCCUCUGAGAAGGUGAAGCUUGGGGAGAAGAAAGCCAAACCUUUAGAUGAAUCCCUGAAGAAGGUGUCUCCUGCUGCUCUGGAGGACAAAGUUAAAAAAGCUGACCUUCAAACAGUGGGAGUAAAGAGAAGACCAGAUCAGAAGCCAAAACCUGGAGCAGCAUUUGAAGCAAUUGGUGAUGAAUAUCAGAAGCCAAAGUUUGAAGCCAGUGUUGGAUAUCCAAAGUCAGAAGAUAAACCUUCGAAAAAAAUGAGAUUGACUGAUGGCCUGGCAAAACCCGUAGAUAAGGUAUCUUCUGGUAAGGUGAAGCUUAAUGAAAAGAAAACCGAAACUUUGGAUAACUCCUGGAAGAAGACAUCUCCUGCUGUUAUAGUGGCGAAAGAUAAAAAAGCUGACCCUCAAACAUUGGAAGUAACCAGGAGACCAGAUACGGAUAGAAGCAAGUGGUUCAAGGGACUUCCUUGGGAAGUAAGAAUGAAGAAUGCUGAUGAGCAAGGAACCCUUGUGUUUAUUGAGAAUUUUGACCGACAUUAUACAUCAUCAGAAAUAGAGGAUAUCUUCUAUCGUGCUUUCGAACAAAGUUGCAAAGCAAGGGUCAUUCAGCAGGCUACAUUUCAAGAUCCUAAUUAUGGUCAAGCAUAUGUGAUUUUUAGAACAAAGGAGGCUGCAGAUCUGGCUGUUUCAAAAAUCAACAUGGGAUGUAUGAUGCUACCAGAUGGAAGACCCCUUAUUUGCAGUAAAGGCAUGUUGAAGAUGCCACAGCCCAAAUCAUCUACAUUGGCUGGUCAUUACUCUGUCAAGCUCAAGCCCCAAUUGCAACGAGAGGAAAUGAGAAGGGCUGUAUCAACUUCACACUGUUCCCAGCCUAAUACAAUUGAAUAUGAAAUGGCCAUGGAUUGGAUUCUUUUACAAGAAAAAUCUGUUAGAUGGUGGGAACGGUUAUUUAAGGGGCAUGGUUAUGAGCGGAAGCAAGGUACAAGGAGCCUGAAGCUCAAGUAAAGAAGCAGUUGAAUUACUGCAUCCCUCGGCUAGCCACACCAAUGUUCCCUUUUUCUAGGUUUGAAAAUUUUAUCGUUGAUCACAGUUUACUAAUUUUCAAUUUAAGAGUAAAUUACACUGUUCUAAAAUUAUUUAAAAACACAUUAGAGGUUGCUUAUUUUCUCUAGGGGUCUGAUGGGAACCUUCUAGUUUUGUUCAUGGGGAUUGUAUACUCCAGGCUGUUUUUGGAUUCUGCAUAUGAGCCUGGGAGAUUAUUGGGUUCAUCGAGUACAGUGUUAAUGAUUCUUCAGUUUUUUGUUCAAAGAAGAAUGAGAUGGCAGAUCCUCAUCCAGUUCGGCAUUUGAGUCUUGUGAGGUUUAGCAGCUGAGCAUUCAAAGAACUGAGUAGAGGAGGCCACCAAACCUCCUCCACUUUCAAAAUAUCAAGAUUCAUAUCCACCAUCUGUAGGUUGUAAUAUCACACUCUGGUAGAGUGGGCUACCCAUGGUUGGCUGCAUCAAUUUGUUUUUUGUAUUAUCCAUGACAGUCAUGCCUUGAUAUUUCAACCCUAAAUGUUAUUAGCAAUCUAAUGUCAGAUGAGGUGUAAAAUUUGUAGGUUGUUGGAUGUAUCUACACUUACAUGCACAUGGUCUAAAUUGAGCAGAAUAUACAGUGCUGGCUAGUCAGUAUAUACUUGAGUAGCAGAUGAAAAAUUAAAUUUGUUGUAUAUGCACUUUCUUUUACAGUAUUAUCAAUGAUUUUUUUUUUUA
Phoenix dactylifera (date palm) is the source of this 2734-nucleotide messenger RNA. RefSeq names its product protein ANTI-SILENCING 1-like. Gene Ontology annotation, molecular function: RNA binding; chromatin binding. Lineage: Eukaryota; Viridiplantae; Streptophyta; Magnoliopsida; Arecales; Arecaceae. The record is from RefSeq and is a predicted model, not a curated record.